AGCAGGUCCAUCGUACUGACAUCGUUUCCCAUCUACCUUGUCUUCUGAGGCUCCUCUCACGUCCCAUUCUGAGUAUGACUCUCGCCUCUCUGGGCCUCUGCGCCGGAUCAAUCUACGUCUUCUUCCUCCUCUGGGCCCUCCUUCAAGAGCGUCUCACCACUACUCCAUAUACCCCGCAUCACGACCCUUCGUCCUGGUCGCCCCUGGGAGGCAAAAAACAGCAAGCAGAGUAUUUCCGGUCUCCACUGCUGCUCAACUGGCUACAAGCCACCUUUUCCACACUAGUAGCUGCGGUAUACCUAACGCUCAAUCGGUCGAAGAGCGAUCAGAGGCCACUUCUGGACAGGUUGGGACUGGGCGCCCUCUCCUCGAGGGGUGCAGAACGGCUAGCCAAGCCUACUCCAGCAGUGACCCGCAGCCAGACCAAGCAGCAGAAUGGUCAUGCUCUCCCAAUCCCUGACAAUGUCUCGUCGCUAGUCUCACCACUCCUGCUACGCUACCUCCUCAUCGCUACUCUGCAGUCCACUUCCUCACAACUUGGUCUGCACUCCCUCGCACACGGGAUCUCCUACCCGACACUCACCUUAGCCAAAUCCUGCAAAUUGGUACCAGUGCUAAUCAUGAAUGUGCUACUAUACAGACGCAAGUUUCCAGCGUACAAGUACGGCGUGGUGACACUAGUAACGAUCGGCAUCUCCAUCUUCAUGCUCUUCAAUGCCGAGAGUGAGAAGAAGCGCUCUGCCAAGGGUCCUGGGAAGGGGGACAGUCUCGUUGGCGUUGGGCUGCUAGCGCUGAACCUUUUGUUGGAUGGAGCUACAAAUUCAACGCAGGAUGAGGUGUUCCAUCGGUAUACGGUCAGCGGACCACAGAUGAUGCUCGUGAUGAAUGCCCUCUCCUCGCUCCUCGUGGGCGCCUCCCUCCUCCUACCACUCCACUCCAUCCCUCUGAUUGGGGCAGCGCUGGGUAGUAAAGGUGGGAGUUCAGAGCUACAGACGGCAAUGGCAUUUAUUGGAAGACAUCCAGAGGUGGUGAGGGAUCUGCUGGGGUAUGCCAUGGCAGGAGCAAUUGGACAAGUGGCCAUCUUCGAAACGCUACAGCGCUUUGGCAGUCUUACUCUCGUUAGCAUUACAGUCACCCGCAAACUCUUUACCAUGCUCCUAUCCCUAAUCGUCUAUUCCCACCACCUCACACCUUACCAAUGGUCCGGCGUCGGUCUUGUCUUUGUUGGACUGGCCAUCGAGGCUCGAGAGAAGCGGAGAGAGGGGUUGAUGAAGAGGGUGGCGAGUGAGGGAGAGGGAAAGGCAAGGGUCAAGGAUGCUUAGAGACCGGACGGCGAGGGGUUAGGUGCAAUAGAGGGAGAGCGAACGCACUUGAUAUCGUGCAGCUGAGCUAGAACGUGAUGGUAUCAUUGCUAGAUUCGUAGAUAUUCCGAUCCAGUUUGACCUGUAUUCUUAUCCUCAAAGCCGCACCUCGCCCCGGAUAACUUCACUCGUGUCUCCACCGAUCCAGAUCUCUCCCUUUUCACUCCCACUUGCCGCAUCGCCAUCAGCAUUUACGUACACUCUGCCCCUUCGGUCCAUACACUUUCCCUGCGAAGCAACAU
Molecule: messenger RNA, 1603 nt
Organism: Microstroma glucosiphilum
Lineage: Eukaryota; Fungi; Basidiomycota; Exobasidiomycetes; Microstromatales; Microstromataceae
Product: UAA transporter
Exons: 2
Coding region: 75-1322 (415 amino acids)
Biological process (GO): UDP-galactose transmembrane transport
Cellular component (GO): Golgi membrane; endoplasmic reticulum membrane
Molecular function (GO): UDP-glucose transmembrane transporter activity; UDP-galactose transmembrane transporter activity
Source: RefSeq, a predicted model, not a curated record